Molecule: messenger RNA, 1639 nt
Organism: Caenorhabditis elegans
Lineage: Eukaryota; Metazoa; Nematoda; Chromadorea; Rhabditida; Rhabditidae
Gene: K08C7.1
Product: MFS domain-containing protein
Exons: 9
Coding region: 192-1487 (431 amino acids)
Biological process (GO): transmembrane transport
Cellular component (GO): membrane
Molecular function (GO): transmembrane transporter activity
Source: RefSeq, marked reviewed
CUUAUCUUUAUUUGUUCGUCUAUUUCCUCUCGUUUUCCUCCUUCCUCCAUCAUAUUUUGUUCAUAUCAACACAAUUCUAAUAUCUAAGUUUUCAUUUCAAUUUCUAGCCUUUUGAUUAGAAAAACUACAACCGUCAUCAUUUGAACAUUCCACCACAGGCAGCAGCCUCACUAUCUGUUUGGCUUCCCUUCAUGUUUCCGGUUAGAUAUUUGGUUUAUGGGCUCAGUACUUCAUGCAUCACUCUACUCUAUGCACUUCGUCUCUCAUUCCAUUCUACAAUAAUAUGUCAAUUGGAGAAUUCAACUGACUCAUUUCUUUUCGAUGAAGAUCUCAAGCAGUUUACGUUCCAGUCUGUUGGAUUCGGGUUGGCUGUCGGACUUAUUCCACUACACUUUCUGAAUUUUUUGGGUACAAGAAAUGUGACCAUUCUGUAUGGAAUCGUUGGAAUUAUCGCUGCUUUAUUCUACCCAACAGCUUAUCAUCUUGGAUUUUAUCCGUCUUUCAUCACUAGAUUUUUUCAAGGAGCACCACUUGGAAUUCUCCUUUGGCUCAUUGCAAAAGUUGCAACAGAAUGGACACCAAAAUCUGAGACAGCUAUUGCAAUUGCAAUUUUGACGUCGGUGUAUCAAUUGGCUCCGUUUGUAGCACAGAUCACUGCAGCUGAGAUGUGUCAGUAUUUUGGAUGGGAGUACACGUAUUACUUCUUGGCAGUUCUUUGUCUCAUUUCACAUGUUGCAUUUUAUUAUGUGUAUUCGGAUAAGGUUGAUGAUAACAGGCUUGCAACACCGGAAGAAAAAGCUUUUAUCACUGAAGGGAAAGGCAAAACUACAGCCCAAGGGACUCCAGAUGUUCCUUAUAGACAACUCCUUCUUGACACAACUGUUUGGGCCACAUGGUUUGCUAAUCUUGCAUUCUUCUCAUCCCUUUUAGUUUUUCUGCAAUAUGGACCACUGUACAUGAACAAGGUUCUCGGAUUUUCUGUUCGAGUGACCGGGUAUUCCGGUGGUUUGGCUCACGUGUUUUGUUUGGUUGCUAAAGUAAUAUUUGGGAAAAUUAUGGACAAUAGCAAAAUGGAUAUGACAAAACGAUUGAAAGCAGCAUGGACUUUUAUAGAGAUCCCAUCUCUUGCGCUUUUAUUGAUUUUAAUUUUUAUUCAUGAUGCUUACAUUCAAAUGAUUUGCAUUGUCAUCUUCAUCACAAUCCAUGGAGUUGCCAUUAUUAUUAUUGUGAAAACUCAAACUUAUAGAUCAGCGGAGCACAACCACGUGCUUGCAAAUGGAAAUACGCUUUGUGUCGUUUUCAGUACAUCCCUUCAGCCUCUACUCAUCAAAUUUUUGGUUCAAUCGAACACGUUUGAAGAAUGGUCCCGAGUGUUUGGUCUACAUGCUAUCAUAAUUCUUAUCUCUGUGAUCCUCUUUGUCUGUAACAUAGAUGCCACCGCCGCCAAAUGGACAGGAAUACGAAAAAUUCAAAAUGAAGAACCAUAAUGGUCACUUUCUACUUUGGUAUUGAAUAUAUCAUCGGGUUAUCAUAUUAUCGUGUCUCACAACCACCUGCCAAUCUAUAUAAAUUUCACUUUUUGGUUUUUUUUUUGGUGACAAACUACAAUCAUUUCUUAUAAAGAUAUUAAAAAAUAAUU